Messenger RNA from Trichosurus vulpecula (common brushtail), 422 nucleotides. RefSeq names its product cytochrome b-c1 complex subunit 7-like. NCBI's taxonomy places the organism in Eukaryota, Metazoa, Chordata, Mammalia, Diprotodontia, Phalangeridae. Gene Ontology annotation, biological process: mitochondrial electron transport, ubiquinol to cytochrome c. Bases 1 to 336 code for a protein of 111 amino acids. The record is from RefSeq and is a predicted model, not a curated record. The transcript has a single exon.
AUGGCGACACGUGUACCUACUGUAGCAUCAAGCCAAUGGCUCCAGAGUCUUCGAAAGUGGUAUUACAAUGCUGCAGGAUUCAACAAACUUGGGUUAAUGCGUGAUGACACACUUUAUGAAGAUGAAGAUGUUAAAGAGGCCAUAAGGAGGCUUCCAGAGAACCUGUAUAAUGAUCGAAUGUUUCGUAUCAAGAGAGCUUUGGACCUGACCAUGAGGCACCAGAUCUUGCCUAAAAACCAGUGGACAAAAUAUGAAGAGGACAAAUUAUACCUUCAGCCAUAUCUGAAGGAAGUUAUACGUGAAAGAAAAGAGAGAGAAGAAUGGAAUAAGAAAUAAUCACAUCAAAAGAAUAUCAGUACAUUAGUCUUGAGAAUAUUUUUUAAUAGGGAUGGUUGUACAAAAUAUGAGGUUAGCUAACCAUU